Molecule: messenger RNA, 813 nt
Organism: Nematocida minor
Lineage: Eukaryota; Fungi; Microsporidia
Exons: 1
Coding region: 1-813 (270 amino acids)
Biological process (GO): autophagy; peptidyl-serine phosphorylation
Cellular component (GO): cytoplasm
Molecular function (GO): protein serine/threonine kinase activity; ATP binding
Source: RefSeq, a predicted model, not a curated record
AUGGAAGCACUUUACAAGCUUGGCAACUACAAGUUCAAGCAGAUGUUGGGCGAAGGGAUGUAUGCUGUGGUGUAUUUGGCCGAGCAGGACGCAGAGCCCUGGGCUAUAAAGGUCAUAAACAAGGGAAAGUGUAGAAAACGCGGAACCAGGCAUGCCCAAAAAGAAAUCGCAGCGCUGCUGCGCUUGGGGAAAAAGGCUGGGGUUGUGCACCUAAAAGAGUGGAGAGAAAACGAAACCUUUUUCUUCAUUGUUCUGUCGUACUGCCCAGGGUAUUCUCUUGACAACACGCCGACUUUGCUGAGCGUGCAGGAGAUUCUCUACACUGCGCUCUCUAUCCUUGAAACACUGAAAAGGAUACACUCCCUGGGCGUCUUUCACUUAGACAUAAAGCCGUCCAACGUCAUCGUGUCAAGACACGGUGCGUGCUUGGUGGACUUUGGAUGCUCCAUUAUUUCCGAGAACGGCGUGGUUGAAAAACACAUGCUGCCCUUUGAGGGAACGCCUGCAUACAUGGCGCCCGAGAUGAUCAAAAGCACAGACCCCUUUAUUUCUCUUGAAUCGCUUGACGUGUGGAGCUUCGGGUGCCUGCUUUAUUAUCUGGCUGCAGGGAAAAAUGCGUUUGUCUCUGCCUCGCUGUACUCUCUGUAUCCAAAGAUUCUUCACUGCAAAGUAGACUACACGGGGAUGCCUGCAGAGAUAGAGCAGAUAUGCAGAAAGAUCUUUAUCCAGCUGCCCAACGAAAGAAUCUGUCUGAUGAACCUUAUUGCCCUUGUCAAAAGCAAACUUGUUUCUCCUUUGCAGCAAAAUGUCUAA